This is a messenger RNA of Ambispora gerdemannii, 393 nucleotides long. NCBI's taxonomy places the organism in Eukaryota, Fungi, Glomeromycota, Glomeromycetes, Archaeosporales, Ambisporaceae. The record is from the annotation of a GenBank genome assembly.
AUGUCAAUUUCUCAAAAAGACACACGUAUUAUCUACAAAGGACCAAGUCAUCGUGAAGAUUUCUUUGUAUUUGGAAAUGCUGACACAGUAUUGAAAUGGCGAACGGAUAAAUCUAUCCCACUCAUUGAUUGUGUCCAAAGUUUUGACGUUUACGAGACGGCCAAUGGUGGUAACGAAGGAAUGACCGGACGAGCUUCCCACCAACAACUCGAACAAUGCUUUGGAACAAGCGAUCCUGAAGAAGUAGUCAAACAAAUUUGCGAAAAAGGAAUCAUUCAUAAUACACAUAAAGGCCAUGAUAAACCAACGCCUAAGACUCAUCGAACCAUGCUUAACGAGUCGCGUGGUAAAGGUAUCGCGACAAGUAGUCAAGCUCAAGGAAUUCAUAAUUAA